GCGGGAGGGUUGUGGGGGAGCGGGGUUUGCUUGGCGCUCUCGUCCGGGCCGGCUCUGCCGGCGCCUAUGGCGGCGGCACGGAGCUGCAACGGGUACGCACGGCGGGAGGGACCGCCCUCCCCCACGCUGGGCACCGAGAAGCCGCGUGUGUCCGCCGGUAGCGGCGGCAGCGGGGACGGGUGGCGGGGCGAGCGGCCCCGCAGCGAGGAGGACAACGAGCUGAGCCUGCCCAGCCUGGCGGCCGCGUACACCACCAUCCUGAGGGCGCUGGGCGAGGACCCCGAGCGGCAGGGGCUGCUGAAGACGCCCUGGAGGGCGGCCACCGCCAUGCAGUUCUUCACCAAGGGCUACCAGGAGACCAUCGCGGAUGUUCUGAACGAUGCCAUCUUUGACGAAGACCACGAUGAGAUGGUAAUUGUGAAGGACAUAGACAUGUUCUCAUUGUGUGAGCAUCACCUCGUUCCAUUUGUUGGAAAGGUACAUAUUGGCUAUCUUCCUAACAAACAAGUACUUGGCCUCAGCAAGCUCGCUAGGAUUGUGGAGAUAUACAGUAGAAGACUACAAGUCCAGGAACGCCUUACCAAACAAAUUGCAAUAGCCAUCACAGAAGCCUUACAGCCUGCUGGAGUUGGAGUGGUGAUCGAAGCUACGCAUAUGUGUAUGGUAAUGCGUGGGGUACAGAAAAUGAACAGUAAAACUGUAACCAGCACAAUGUUGGGGGUAUUCCGGGAAGACCCAAAGACCCGUGAAGAGUUCUUGACACUCAUCAGGAGCUGAAACUGUUAUUCUCUAAAUGCACUCUGGAGGUCGUUCUGUCCAGUGUCGCCGUCUGUUCUUACUUGUUCCUACGUCACACUCUUAAAUUAAAUCGUCGUGAGUUGUUGUCAUAGUCUUUGUUCAGUAAAAGACUUGUGAUGGCAAAUGAAAAAUGUAAUGAUGAGGUUGGCUGCUCCUGGAUCUCCAAUUGUGCUGAUAUUGCAGAACUACAGGCUAUCAACAGGGGGUUGAAUAUGGUUCUUUACACCUACCGUGCAGAGUAUGCUGCUGUGAGGGGGAAAGCGUGCUUUGGGAAUGAAAUGGAUAUUUAUGAAAUAAUAAUGUUAGUGGAAUAAACGUGGUGCAGCACAGGAAGCAAACGGCUGUGGAUCCUUGUAGGACCACUUAAUGCUGCCAAUACUGUACCUUUGGUGAGGAAGAUGGUUCUGAAUUGUCUCUGGGUGCACAUUAUUACAAGUCCUGCAGUGGUUUUUUCAGUGUCUGGAUAUGUCUGUUAUACCUCUUUGAGAUGUUACCUCUGGUGGUGUUUUAUAUUCUUGCUAGUAUUAACUCUAUUUGUCCUACUUGAGAAUUUAAAACACGUUUUUCCUAACCUCUUAACAUGCAGGGAAUUGACUUCUAAGAAAUGAUUUGGAACGCAAUUUUAUCUCAAUAUAUAAAGGGUUUUAUGCACCUUUCUCUCUGUGCCUCAGGAUGUCUCGCCACUUUAACUGUCAGUUUGCUACUAUUUUUAAGCAAACUCUCAUGGGGUUUUGGGAGGAAGACCCAGAAUUUGUCUGCAAAGAGCUAAGAUAUCCAAAGAGGUAUUUUUUCCUAGCUUUAAGUUUUCCCCCUUGGAUUUCCAUCAGUUAGACUGAGAAGCUAGAUCUGGUUUGAUCUCAACAUGAGAAUUUCUCUCCAAGCAUUCUGAGGUUUGCAUCAUGAACGUUGGACCAAAGGUGAGCACUGAAAUCCUGAGCAGAUCACGUAGUGUUUCUGCCUGAUGGCAGUUCAUUCCGGGGCAAAGCAACCUGAAAUUACAGCUUAUUUCAUAAGAGCAAUUGAGAAAAGCAUUUCCAGGGGGCGUCAAAAUGAAUUAAACUGCAGUUUUCUGUCUAUGUGGCAAGCUCUGUAUGUGGCAGCAUCGGUACAAAAAGUUUCAGGCAGCUGGACUGGGUUGAACUUCUUAUACUCUGUUACGAUUUUAAUGGGAGUUGUGUAACUCAUAAUUGGGAAAACAUGAUGUGCAAAUGAAAACCACCCUCCUUAAACUAAGGACAGGAGACAAAAUAAAGACAAUGCCAGCUGUGGUGUGGGAUGCCUGCAGUGCAGGUCCCCAUAGUCACCCUGGCUUUGCUGAAUAUGAAUCCCAAGAUGUUCAGCUAACCUGAACUGUAGUUCCUGGUUGGCAAGUUAGACCUGUUAGGUGCUACAGAACUGUCUGCUAUCAUGAACAAGCUGUGCUGCACACUUACAAAAUAUACUAAUUCUAUGGCUUCAGUUCUCCUUAUUGACAGACAGCAGAUCCUGCCACUCUCAAGUUCAGCGUUGGUUUCACACAUCCAGGUGAAAAGCCUUAAGUCUUUCUUGCUUGAAGUUCCAUGUAAAACUCUCUCCUUUUUAGGUUGGAAGGAGAACUUGGGGACCAAAGAGGUGCACAAAAAUCUAUUUGUUUCUCUCUGCUUGCUUUAGUUGUUUGAAGUUAAGGCUUUGUAAAACACAAUCUUACUCCUGAGGUAGUGGAAUGGUUGUGUUUUAACCACUUAUCUCUAUUCAGGAUAAAGUUCAUAUUUCACCACUGCUGUUUUUUAUUUCCAUGUGACCUGUAGUCUUUAAAACAUACCUCUAUACUUGUGGCCUUGGAUUUUGUUCCCCUAUUUGUUGUAAGACUUUUUUUUUGGAACAUGUCAAAUACAUCAGCUUUAAUGACAACCAGUGUGUAUAUACAUGUAAUACCUACAGCCUGCCGUUGUACCACAUCAGUGUCCGUUGUCUCAAAAACAUUCAUUGUUUCAAAAACAUUAAAGCACAGUAUUAUCCUUUGGAGUGGUAGCAUCCUUGGUGACUGGCAGGUGAUGGCAUCACAGGCUGAGGUGGGUGGUGGUGUCAUAAAGUCAUCACCAAGGUUGGAAAGACCUCCCAAGAUCAUCCAGUCCAACUGUCCACCUACCACCAGUAUUUCCCUGUAGUUUCAGUGCUUGCAAGUGCUCCAGCCUCCUAACAGUGAUGUUCAGUAUCUCUUCUGAAGUAAAUUUCUGUGUGUUGACAGAGCAACAGAAAAAAAAAACAACUCCAAAAUCAUCUUCCUUCAAGCUCAGUGCAACCUUCCUCAUUCUGCUCUUCAGUAUCAGAGGAUUCAGCUACAGGAAGAGGGGAAGCAGUGGCUGCUCUGGAGGAUGUUGUGUGCACUGGGCUUCAUGUGGGCAUAGAGUCCUUUUGAGGACUGAAGCCCUGUUGAAGGCAUUGUUGGAGUCUCUCCAUAGACUCUGUCCUUGACUCGCCCAGCUGGAGCUGAGCAUUUUGGGCUUGAAACUCGAUGAUCAUUGCGGUCCUUUUCCAACCCAGGCCAUUCUAUGAUCUGAUGGGGAGGAUGCAGUAGUGAGUUCUGCUGCCCCAUAGCCAGUGAAAUGAGCAAGAGCUACCAGGGAUGAGCAUUUUAAAUGCUCCUGUGCUCAGUUUGCCCAAAUGAAUAUAUCCUAACAGCAGAAAGGAUGCAGGUGUGAUCAAAUCUUGAGGAUGGAGUCUUGUGCUUUAUCUUGGCUGAGUCAGCCCAGUGUGUACCAUGUAAGCAGCGAGCUCAGCUGGUGCCAGCAGCUGCUCCUGCAGGAUAGGAAGGCUGUGCUAAAGGAACUGGCUCUGGUGUCCUCAUGGGAUGCAGCUACCUCUGAAAUUCAGGGAUGAAUCCUUGAAAAUAAUAAAAAAAAACUUGCAAGAACCAAGAGACUGGAAGGGAUGGUAAGCCUAGAUGAGCAAAUGGGAGGAAGAAGAAGGAAUUAAAUGCUUUUAAGGAAGUCACCAUCACUUUAUGAAUCUCUCAUCUACAUCUCUGUGUCAAAGCACGGGGUCAAACAGAUGAGGGUGAGAAAAGGCACUCAGAAAUUUUGGGGCUACAGGCGAUGGGGGAUCUACUGGGUGCAGCCAGCUUGGUGGGUGAGCUUUGUGGUGGCCACAAACAGAGGAGUGAUGAAUGGGAAGGCCCUCCAGCCUCGUGUGUUUCUUCUGAGGAGCCUGUCCUGUUUGGAAAUGGCUCUCAUGGGAAGCCUCAGAGCAUUUUUAAGAAUUGCCUUUGUUGUGAAGUGGAGUUUCUGUUCUCGUUGUGGUUGCGUGUUGAAGCUGGUGGUUAUGGUGGGAAACAGCCUUUUGGGCAAAGCAGAUGCUUCUGCAAGAGAUUUUCUAUUCCCUGCCUUGAAAACAAAGCAAAACAGAAACAAACCCAACAGUGUGGGAUUUGAAAGGAACCUCCCUGGUUUUGUAAUCAUGUGAAAUUCUGUUUUCAUUGAGGUGAAACAAAUUGCUUGAAAGUCUACGGCUCAGAGCCCAGAGGAGAGAGCUGUGGUGGGGUCACCAUCCCUGGAGGUGCUCAGUGAGCGUGGAGAUGUGGCACUGAGGGACGUGGGCAAUGGGGAUGGGUUGGGAAUGGGGAUCUUAGAGGUCAUUUCCAAGCUGAAUGAUCCUGGUGGCUUUACGUAGCCAUCACAAUCUUCCAGCAGCUCGUAGUUGCUUAAUGAGCUCGGCUUGCUCAAUUACACAGCCUCUGCUUUCUGCCCCUGCUGUCUCUGUGUGGUUAUCAGCGUUGGGAAAGACACUGCCGUCAGCUCUGCCCUUUGAGCUUUGGCUAAACCCUUCUGCUGAACUCUUGGAAAUAACCUUGCUGCAAAGCCUGCCUUCCAGUUGUAUUUAAAGCUGCGGUCACGGUUUGGUAGUUGAGAGGAUAUGAAACAUUAAAGUUCUUUUUAAUAAGUUUUGGGCCGUGCUGGUAACAGGGACAUCAGUUAAAUCAUCAUGCACAACAUCAUAGCCAAAUUUUGCUGUAAUAACCCCAAGGAUAUCAAGGUUUGGUGGGCUUUUUUGAUCAGCUUUAUGCUGUGAUUUUGAUGUUGGGAUAUUUCAGAGGAGGCUUUACCUUUCCAUUUGCAUUAUGAUCUGAUGGCAACAGUGGAGCAAAAGCUAAAGAUCUGUCAUAAGAGCAGUUGGAUUAUACAGGUCCAUUUAAAUAACGGCAGUGAGGCACUGCACAGCCUGCCCAGAAAGGUGGUGGUGCCCCAACCCUGCAGACACCUGAGGUCAGGAGAUGGGCUGUGAGCACUGAUGGAGCUGUGGGUGUCCCUGUGCAUUGCGGGGAGUGGGACCUGAUGGCCUUGAAGGGUCCUUUCCAACUCAAACCAUUCUGUGCUUCUGUGAUCCACCAAACUAUUUUAAAGGUGCUCGGGCAAACCAGAGUGUAGGAGGCAGGGUUCAUCCUUUAGCCAUAAAUAUUGCAGGUUUGGGGGUCUGUGGAGAAGUUAAUUAUUGGGAGGCAAAAAAAAACUUCAGCCCAAACAUCUGCCCCAUUGGUAUCACCUUUAUAACACACCUGUGGGGUGCGUUUGCUUUUCAAGUCACGUAAGGUUACAGCUUAGAGCUGUGUUAAUGCUUUCCAUUGGGACCUGAAUUCAGAAGCCUGGGGGGGGGGGUUCAGCCCAGGGCUGUGCACAUCUGGCUGGGUCCUCCUUCCCAUCACUGCUCACAAGGGAGGUGAGCUGGAUGGAGGGAGGUGUUAGCACACGGGGAUGGCAGGGAUGGAGGAAGGAAAGAAAGGAGGACAGGAAAGGCUGUUGCAAUAAAGGAAAAUGAGUCGGGCCGUGGACACCCUGUCCCCUCAGCUUGGCGAUGCUCAGGCUGCUGCUGCAGCCCUGGUCACACAUCAACACCCUGAGAUGCAGAAAUAGGGCUGGGAGGAGCAGGCUCGGCAGCAGCACAGUCUGUGGCUCCCUCUGCUGAGCCCAGCCCCAUCUCCAUGAGCUGCAGGCCUCCAGAACAGCCGUAUUUUCUGUACAGAAGUGGGAACUGUGGCUGAGCUGGUGAUGCGCCCCCAGCUGAGCAGGGGCAGAACUGUGGGCAUCUCCUGCUGCAUGCCACCAGGACCCUGCCCCCAAACUGCACAGAGAUGGGGGCUGCUGAUACAAACAGACAUUAGCAUCCACCCGGGCACCUUGCUGGGGUGUGCAGGGCAGCCUUAUCUUAACAAGGCUGCAAACGCUGCCGGUGUGGAGACGCAGAGAUUUAUGGCACCCAUUCAGGCUGGCAUAUGGCAGGUAGUCCUUAUCUAUCUGCCUUUCCCUGUGGCAUUCAGAGGCCAAUAAAAGGCUGUUCCUGGCCUGCCAGCACCCCAAGGCAUGGGGCAUCUGAGGGCAGACCCGCUGUUCCCCCACUCUGCUUCCACCUCCCAAAGAUGCCAGCGCCCGCCUUGUGUUACAGAGCUAUUUGCAGCUCCCUUUGCUGGUGGGCAGGCAAAGAAAAAUAGCUUGGAGACUGCUGAGCCCAGCAGUGAGGUCACCCCUGGUGCUGCCAAAAAGCUCUGCAGAGCCACAGCCGCUCCUGCAGCCCCACGUUGGGUGCUCCAUCUCCUUUGGGACUUGGCAUUGCUCCUAAGGGCAUGGCUCUCCAUUAGGAGGAGGGGACGAAGGCUGUGAUGUCAUGUCCCUGCUGCCAGCCCUGUGCUGGUGUUAAUUAUUUCCUCUAACUCAAGGAUCUCACCUGGAAAAGCCCUCUUUACCCAUAUUAAACUUCCAAGCAAUGGGAAAUCCCUGCCUGGUGCUGGCAAGGGGUUGUAGUCUUGUUGUUAAAUAGGAAUUCUUUGCACCUGCAUGGAGAUUUUGUGUUUAGAACACAGAAGGACAGGAGCAGGGGGUUGGAAUUAGAUGGUCCCUCCAACCUCAACCAUUUUCUGGUCUGCAAUUCACUUUGAGCAGCUGGGCAUGGGCUGCUCGGGCAAACCAGAGUGUAGGAGCAUGGCACCAGGGCUGGAACAUGGCACAACCCCAGAUCUCAGAUCCUCGGUUGCUGGGGGGGCUGAUCCACGUCACCAUCUCCCAGCAGCAUGGAAAUAGUUCUUUGCUUUUCCUUUUUUAAGCCUCUUUCCAGUGAGCCCAUCAGCAGGACCUGCAGACGUUUCCUAACCGCACGGCUGCUGCAGACUUCCCCUGGAGCCCUUUCAGCCUUUCCAGCUCCAAUUUUCCAUC
This is a messenger RNA of Phasianus colchicus (ring-necked pheasant), 6977 nucleotides long. RefSeq names its product GTP cyclohydrolase 1 (gene GCH1). Gene Ontology annotation, biological process: tetrahydrobiopterin biosynthetic process; tetrahydrofolate biosynthetic process. Gene Ontology annotation, cellular component: cytoplasm. NCBI's taxonomy places the organism in Eukaryota, Metazoa, Chordata, Aves, Galliformes, Phasianidae. The record is from RefSeq and is a predicted model, not a curated record. Gene Ontology annotation, molecular function: GTP cyclohydrolase I activity; GTP binding; zinc ion binding.